Molecule: messenger RNA, 2289 nt
Organism: Blumeria graminis f. sp. triticale
Lineage: Eukaryota; Fungi; Ascomycota; Leotiomycetes; Helotiales; Erysiphaceae
Source: the annotation of a GenBank genome assembly
AUGAUACAACCCGUAGUCUCGACUGAUGUCUCUAACAGCCAAAAUAUUCAAAUUUUUAAUACUAAAUCACAGGUAACAGCACAACAAACACAGCUGAUAUCCGAUAACCCUAUCUUCGAUCACCAAACAGAUUACGCACACGAGCUAGCCACUGAGCAUGCAAAUGAAGCCCAAAAAAGUACACAAUAUCCCAGAGAUUGGUCAAAUGGGGAUGCACGGCUCUCAAUAUCAUGCAACGAAAAAGAAGAAAAUUCGAACCAGACUUCAAGACAAGUAGGUAUUCGAGAUGCCCAGAAUUCCGGAGAAGAUCCAGCAGCUACUGGCGAGGAAGACGAUGAGACUGAAGAAGACUUACUGGACAAAAUAUCGAGUUCACCAUCAAUUGAAGAUGAAGAUAUAGAUUUUGACUUCGUUUACGCUCUCCACAAUUUCAUUGCUACCAUUGAGGGACAAGCAAAUGUUACAAAGGGCGACUCUAUGGUUUUACUUGACGACAGUAAUAGCUACUGGUGGCUUGUUCGUGUUGUAAAAGAUAGUAGUAUUGGAUACCUGCCCGCAGAACACAUAGAGACACCUACUGAACGAUUGGCACGCCUCAACAAGCACCGAAAUGGGGAUUUGACAUCUACCAUGUUGACAGACCAGGCAGAAAAGCCAAAAAAACCACUCAAGAUGGCUUUCCGGAAGAGAAGUGCUAGAACUGUUACGUUCGCGGACCCAACUUACGUUGAAGCUUCGGAAAUAGAGUACUCUACUGAGGAUGAAGGAGACCCAGAGUUCUACAGCCAUUUGAUGAACCAAGGUGUAUCUACAGAAUAUCGCAGCAAUACUGAUGAUGAUGAUAUUGACGGAAGUUCCGAUCAAGAAUUGCACGGGAACCAGUGGGUGCCCAACGAGAACGACCUUGUUUCUACAGAGACAGACGUAAACUUUGCAACAGAAGAUUCGGAUAAUUUGAAAGCAAAUGGCGAACUUCUUUACGGCCGAAAUGAGAGUAAAAUUCGAAAUGGUGUCCUAAGAAAUACAGACUCCUUCUUUCAGGAUGAUUCUGUUGAGACGCGAAAGAUUACACUAACCCCGAACCUACUCCGAGACAACUCUAGUCCCCCCGCCACCGUCGUACCAAACGAGCCAAAAGAAACGAGGCGACCGAGCCUUGAAAAACCAGAAAAAAAUUCUCCCGAUAGAACAAGAGAUAAGAAAGAGCGAAAAGAUAAAAGAGAAAAAGAUAAAAAGACAGGCAAGCUCAGUGGUCUAUUUAAGCGCAAAGAUAAAAAAAAUAAGUCAAUUGAUGAAGAAAUCGAAGAGCUGUCAAGUAAUAAACAUACUGAUUCCUCGCGGAAUUCUCCUGCUCCUAGUAAAGAUUCAGAUGAGAUGGCAAGCAUAGAGGAACAGGCAAAUGUAAUACUGCCAGACACGCAAAAAUUGCCUAACAAACUGCAAAAACAACCAAUGAGUAAAAGAUCACUAAGUCAGGGUAUAGAGACAAAGAGUCCCGAGUCGGCUUCAAACUCCCCAUCAGAGACAGUUCAGCCCCUUUCUACGAGUCUCUCACUUCGACUUGUGCAAUCCGACUCCUCUACCAAUGUCUUAAAUACUCAGGCACAACUUGUUUCGCCGGAAAGGUCUAUUACUCCCACCCUCAAAGACCGUAAGCUCGACAACUCUGCCAGGCCUUUAGGGCAAACCCAGAGUCUCGAGAGCUCUACAAAAGAGUUUACUAGUGGUGCUGAGCCACGGAAAAAAUCUCCUGAAAUAGAUUCUACUACAAAUUCACCCGUAGAUACCCUUAAGUCGAAUUGCCAUCAAACUUCUCGUCCGCAAGCUUCCUCGAAUGCUAAAGAAGUGCACAGGAACGGUAGCCUUUCUCAAGUGAAAACACCUGAUACUACAAGGACCAAGUUAUCGCAUCAGAUUCUGGCGAAAGAUAACUCAAGCCAAAGCGAACCUUCCUCGCCGCUAUCAUCAUCAUCUGAAUCAAUAUACAGGGAUGAGUCUCCCCAGAAGAAGGAUAGUAGACGUCAAAUCACAACUUUGACUUCAAAGGCUUGGAGUGAUGCCCAUCUAAAGACCUUUUUUGAUGAUAAUACCGACAUAAAGGACCUACUGAUUGUUGUCUACGAUAAAUCUGGGGUUGUGCCAGCAGGUCCCGAGCACCCUAUUGUAGGAAACUUGUUCAAGGAAGAAAACUCCAAGCUGCUGGAAAUUACUAACCGGCUUGACGGUAUGCUUGGAGACUGGCUCGCCAGAAAGUCGCGAAUCCGUCACGAGAGGAAGCAAAUUCUGUAA